GACCCACUGCACCAAAAGACCUCUCACAUCUGCAAGCCACCAAGUCAUUUGAGUGGCCUGAGAUAUCCGCUGUUGGUUUUCCGAUUCGACAAACACACCCGAUGAGGUAGCUUGCCUCGGUGAGGUUCCAAUAAGAGACUGCGUUUCGUUUUGUGUGUGUAAAGGUACGUACAAAAACCCUGCAAAAUCACGCGGCAUUUCCCACCCUCGAAAAGAAACAUGGCAUCAUUCUCCUUCGGAUUCGGCGGCGAUGACAUAGAGGACGACUCCGUUCCCGUCCCGGCCGCCGAGGCCUCCGCGCCCGCCGCCCCGGAGCCCGAGACCCCGCAGUCCGCCGCAGCAGCCAGCGCCUUUCCGGUCCCCGGCAAACCCCAACUGCCGCCCACCGCCCACGACCUGCAGGACAUGCUCUCCAAGCUGCCCUCAAAGGUCGCCUUCGGCAACCUGGACGUCACUCUGGACGACGGCAGCCUCAUCAAGAUCCCUCGUCGCGAGCUCUGGGAUGUGCGAGUGCAGCUCAUGGCCGAGGAUGAGGCCGCUGGUGACGGUGCCGAUGCCGAAGGCCUCGGCAGCCACGAUGUCAAGACGGGCGUCUACGAGGGCGGUUUCAAGAGCUGGGAGAGCAGCGUGGACCUCGUCAAGGUUCUCGCCAGUGGCCAAUACUUGGAUCUGCUCAAGCAACGGCCUCUCCGAGUGAUCGAGCUUGGAUGCGGCACAGGGCUCCCAUCGCUCGCUCUUUUGCAAUGGACCAUGAGGAAUCCAGCGCCGAGAUCGCCACUUGUGCUGACCCUGGCCGACUACAACCCGACAGUUUUGCAGUUGGUCACGUUGCCUAACUUUAUCCUCGCUUGGGCUCUGGAACGCAGAGAGCAGAACGCCGCCCUGGAGGAGGCCUUUGCGAUGGGAGACGAGCUCGAACUCACACCAGAGGUCUUGCAGCAAUUCAAGGAGUUCCUGACGUCUUCCCAAAUCUCUCUCAAUUUCAUUUCUGGUGGCUGGUCAGUGGAGCUUGUUGAUCUCCUCUAUGAGACUCAGUCCAAGCUGGACGGGUCCAGCAGUUUUGAUACCCUUCUUAUUGGAGCGGAAACCAUCUAUUCGCCCUUCGCACUCGACGCUUUCAAUGAGAUGGUCCUUGCCAUCCUCAAUAGAGAACAGAGCCAACGUAGCAGCUGCCAGUCGCAGGCGCUGGUUGGAGCGAAGCGGCUUUACUUUGGCGUUGGAGGUUCACUCGAUGAUUUCGUGGACAAGGCUAGGGGAAGAGGAGCAACGGUGACUCAAGUCAGGGAGGAGGCUGAGGGUGUUCGGCGAGGUGUCGUUCGAUGCACUCUGGGCUCACAUCGUGAAUAGACAUCAUGCCAGUCAAAGCUACAUACCACAUAGAGAGGAGGCCUCUCUUGUGAGUUCGCCACCGCCACAGCCAUCUAAGCCAUUCGUAGACCGGCGCAACAGCAUAUGUGCAUACAUGUUGGGCAAUGGCCGUGAGUUUGCCGAGUGAUGUCUUUUGCUAAAGCACGGGGGGCUUUGCGCCAAUGUUAGACAACAGUCUGUCACAUUGAUGUGGCUUUUCUGAGUCUUUUGAAACUCAAGAUACCAUGACGAUCCAGCCAGCGGCAUGGUUUUCAACGUUCAAGGGCCUGUGAAUUCUCGUGGGAGACAGUUCCUUUGAUCAAGUCACGAGACUGGCGUCUUGG
This is a messenger RNA of Colletotrichum acutatum, 1691 nucleotides long. RefSeq lists its product as uncharacterized. Gene Ontology annotation, molecular function: protein-L-histidine N-tele-methyltransferase activity. The coding region runs from base 220 to 1347 and encodes 375 amino acids. Gene Ontology annotation, biological process: peptidyl-histidine methylation, to form tele-methylhistidine. The record is from RefSeq and is a predicted model, not a curated record. The transcript is spliced from 3 exons. Lineage: Eukaryota; Fungi; Ascomycota; Sordariomycetes; Glomerellales; Glomerellaceae.